Molecule: messenger RNA, 2852 nt
Organism: Elaeis guineensis (African oil palm)
Lineage: Eukaryota; Viridiplantae; Streptophyta; Magnoliopsida; Arecales; Arecaceae
Source: RefSeq, a predicted model, not a curated record
ACCAACCUGCAACCCCGGUUCCUUUCUCCCACACCUCUGUUUCUCCCUGUUUCUCUUCUUCCUCUAGCAACGGUCAAUCACCUUACACCGCUUUCCAUCUCUCUCUUUCUCUCUCUAUGCGAUGGCAAACGCAGCAGCAAAUUCUCAAUCUUCCCGAGUCAGAGUUGUGCUGAGAGUUCGUCCCUUUCUUCCUUCGGAGAUCGAGUCCAAGGAGAGGAGCCCGAUCCCAUGUAUCACUCUGCUCGACCAGGAAAACCAUAUUGGUCAGGAAGUCACCGUUCACAUCAAAGACCAAUGGACAAGCCGAAACGAGUGCUACCAUUUAGAUUCAUUCUUUGGGCAAGAAGACCGAGUGGGUCAGAUCUUCCAGAGGGAAGUCAGUACUGUGAUUCCGGGGAUCUUUCAAGGAUUAAAUGCCACUGUGUUUGCUUAUGGGGCAACAGGUAGUGGAAAGACGUACACGAUGCUGGGAACGGAGGAUGAACCAGGCCUGAUUCCAUUAGCGAUGUCAACCAUUCUCUCUUCGUGCAAGAACGCACAAGGCUCCGUGGAGAUUGCAUACUAUGAAAUUUACAUGGACCGGUGCUAUGAUUUGUUAGAGCCUAAGGCGAAGGAGAUCAUGACUCUUGAUGACAAAGAGGGAAGGCUUCAAAUGAAGGGACUUUCUUGGGCCCCAGUGCACUCGAUGGAUGAGUUCUGUGAUGUUUUUUCUACUGGUGUCCAAAGGAGAAAAGUAGCGCACACAGGUCUUAAUGACGUCUCCAGCAGAAGCCAUGCAGUGCUUGCAAUUGCUGUUACGAAUGGUGCUGUUAAAGGGAAGCUUAAUCUCAUAGACUUGGCAGGUAAUGAAGAUAACAGAAGAACCUGCAAUGAAGGAAUCCGCCUCCAAGAGAGUGCAAAGAUUAAUCAAUCUUUAUUUGCUUUAUCGAACGUCAUAUAUGCUCUCAACAACAGCGAGCCAUGGAUUCCCUACCGAGACAGCAAACUGACAAGGAUAUUGCAGGAUUCACUGGGAGGGACCAGUCGUGCUUUGAUGAUCGCUUGUCUCAAUCCAGUGUCCUACCAAGAAGCAGUCCACACUGUCAGCUUGGCUGCUCGCUCUCGCCAGAUUGUAAACUAUCUAGGAUCCGCCAACAAAAAGGAGAUCCCAAAAGUGAAAGUUGAUAUGGAGGCAAAGCUUCGAGCCUGGCUUGAAUCUAAAGGCAAGACCAAGCGAAUUCAAGGAAUAAAAGGCCCUUGUUCUCCGUUUGUGGGCAAAACUCCAACCUCUAUUAGCUAUCUAAAGCAACCAGGAUCAGUCCGGUCUUCUGCAAAAGUAAAGACUGCUGAUAGGGGUGCCACUAAGGGGAGGAAGCUAUUUGAUUCAGGGGCUCCUAUUUCAGCUGCUAAGAAAGUAUGUGCUCAUCUUCAACCAGACGGCGCAUUAUUCCCAGACAUGAAUGCUCUCCCUAAUUCACAUUCAUUUUUGCAUCAGGGAAACAUAUUUCCAAGUGAUCUUGCUGCAGAUAAUGCAUCACUCUUGAAGGAAAAAAUAGGUCCAUUCAAAGUAGAUAAAGAAGUCCAGCAUGACAUCAGGCUUGACAGCUCUUCAUGCAUUGUAAAGGAUGAGAUCUGUGAAGGUCUCACACACGCUUUGUAUGACAGGGUUCAAGAAAAGACAUCUGAGAAUAUGCACUCAUGCGGAGCUAGCUAUUCAAAAGAACAUGAUGAUGGUCUGCUAAAUUAUUGUUCAUCCCUUCAUGAAUAUGAGAACUCUGAGAUAUAUAUGGCAACUCAAGAUGGUGGUGAUCAGUUAGAGCCGUCUAAGGUUGUACCAUUGUCCCUUAUUGGAUCCAAUGAUGAUAACAGAGAGAAUACUGAUGAUGCUAAGUUCUCCAAGACGUUUGAUCUUCCUGGUAUCAGUUGGUUUGGAACCCCUUUUGAGAAGGAGAAUUUACAUCUUCCUUUUAUAAAUAAUGUGGGAUCGCCAGCAGCCACUGAAAGGAUUAGAGAAUUGAAAAAUUCUCUUAGAAAAGUUCUGUCUCCAGUUUCAUCCAACAUAGGAGCAGUCAAGCAUCUGUCAUCUGAUGACUGCGUUUGUCUCAUUUUGUUAGACCCAAAAACUCCAAAAUCAACUUGCGAGAGGGAUGAAGUUGGAAUUUCUGGCACCCCUCUUGACAAAUUCAAUGCAUUGAGCUCUAACUUGAAGGAGUCUCUUCUUCAGGAAUAUCUUGCAUUCUUGAAUGUUGCUAGCAAGGAGGAGCUUAUUCAGUUAAAGGGCAUUGGUCAAAAAAGAGCAGAAUACAUCCUCGAGCUGCGGGAGCACACACCCAGGCCUUUGAAAUCACUCUCUGAUUUGGAGAAGAUAGGCCUUUCUUCCAAACAGGUGAAUGGCAUGUUUAGAAGAGCCGCCAGAGGAAUCUUCAAUUAACAGGACGUUCUUUGUGCAAUAGGCUUAGAAGGGAUAUCAAUUCAUCUGGUCUGAUCUAGUGGCUGCAGCUUCUUGUAACAUCAAGAUAUAGCAAUGACCCACUUAUACUGAUUGCUGAAUUGUGGCUACAGCUUCUUGUUCUAUAACUUAAGUGUGGCAACAUAUCAUAGUUGCUUCCUAGAAGUUAGAACAUUCAGAGAGCCUGAGUUGAUAAAUCCUCCUUCAGGGUCAAUUUUAUUGGUGGUCAGGUUUAUUGUUUUCCUUCGGACCUUUUAGUUCAUUGUUGUUGUUGCUGUUGCUGCUAUUAUUCCUCCAUGAUCAGGUUGUAUAGUUUUUUAAGUUAUUGCUAUGUAUUUCAUGCUGGUUUUGCUUGGGAAAUCAUGUUAUUGUUACCAUGUCUGAAGAGUAUUUUAGCAUUAAUGCUGGCAAAGAAGAAUCUUGA